Molecule: messenger RNA, 1035 nt
Organism: Venturia canescens
Lineage: Eukaryota; Metazoa; Arthropoda; Insecta; Hymenoptera; Ichneumonidae
Product: sentrin-specific protease 1-like
Exons: 4
Coding region: 1-1035 (344 amino acids)
Biological process (GO): proteolysis; protein desumoylation
Cellular component (GO): nucleus
Molecular function (GO): deSUMOylase activity
Source: RefSeq, a predicted model, not a curated record
AUGGACGCAAGCACGCAGACGAUUGAAGUUGUGCGAAAGAACUUCGCGCAACAGACGGACGGAGGAAAGGGAGAAUGGGUAAAAGAAGAGGACGAAGUGGAGAUUUUGGAGGAAGUACAGGGAAGGAAGGAAGAGGAAGACGUGACGAUAAUUGCGGUGCCGAAUAUUCUCUCGCCUAUAAGAGAAGUAGAGGAUAAGGGGGAAGAAUGGAAAGAAUGGAGAGCAGGGGAAUUCAUUUGGAUCGAGGACGUAGGGGAAAACACAGAAAACAACCACAAUCGAAAUAAAAAAAAAAAGUCACAUAAAGAGCAAGAACAAAUAAAGAAGACAAAGGAAGAGACAAUAAAGGAAGAAGAAAAAGAAACGAAAGAGGACAAAGGGAACAAAAACAAUAAGGACGAAAGCAACGAAAAGAAGGGAAAGAAAGACAAAAACGACGGACAACAAGAAACAAAGAAGAUAAAGAAGGAGGCAAAAGGAGAAGACAAGGAAAACACUGAAAACAACAACGAUAACAUUAACAAUAACGAAAACAAAAGGAAGAGGACAGACGACAAUGGAGAGAGACGAACAAAAAGGAUUAAGAUUAAACAAGAGGACCUCGAAACCCUGAGUGGGACAAACUGGUUGAACGACGAAAUAAUCAACAAUUACUUUGAGUUGUACCGUAAAGUGAUUGUCCCUAUUCACUUGGGCAAUCACUGGUGCCUUGCGGUAAUAGAUAUGCUCUUUGGUGAGAUUUGCUAUUAUGAUAGUUUCAAGGGCAGUCAGCCCGCCUACUUGGCAACACUCCUGGAGUAUUUAGUCCAGGAGGCGAAAGAGAAAAACGAGGUUCCUAUCAAUAAAGAGGAAUGGACCCUUGGGAAUACAACAAACAUUCCCUGUCAGACGAAUGGGUAUGACUGCGGGGUCUUCACGUGUCAGUUCGCCCGUUAUGAAGUGGCAAAUAGAGCAAUUGAUUUCACACAACAGGACAUGCCACAAAUCAGAGCGAAAAUGGCUCGUGAAUUGCAGGCGGGAUGUCUCGAAGAUUAA